UCCUCCGUUUCUUCCCUCGCUGAGAAUUUAUUAAGGCAUGGAGCAUGCAGCUAGAUAGAACUGUCAAAGGAGAAAUCACAAUCAAGAAGAGACUAAUUAAAAUGGGGAUACAGGGUCUUUUGCCCCAGUUGAAAUCGAUCAUGGUCCCGAUCCACAUCAAGCAGCUCGAGGGUUGCUAUGUAGCGGUCGACACAUAUUCUUGGCUCCACAAAGGUGCCUUAUGUUGCAGUACCGAGCUUUGCAAGGGGCUACCUACAUCCAGGCACAUUGAGUAUUGCAUGCGUAGAGUAAAUUUGCUGCGUCACUAUGGUGUAAAGCCUAUUCUUGUAUUUGAUGGAGGCCUACUACCAAUGAAGAGCGAACAGGAGAACAAGCGUGCGAGGGUGAGAAAGGAAAAUCUUGCACGUGCUGUUGAACAUGAGUCACAUGGAAAUUCUGCUGCUGCUUUUGAGUGCUACCAGAAAGCUGAUAUCUCCCCUCUGGUUGCAUGUGAACUAAUUCAGGUGUUGAAACAGGAGAAAGUGCGUUAUCUUGUUGCUCCUUAUGAGGCAGAUGCCCAGAUGACAUUCUUGGCAGCUAGCAAACAGGUUGAAGCAGUUAUAACUGAAGACUCUGAUCUUAUACCAUUUGGUUGUCCAAGAAUCAUCUUUAAAAUGGACAAGUUUGGUCAUGGCGUUGAGUUUCAGCAUUCCAUGCUGCAAAAGAACAAAGAGCUUAGUUUUGAUGGGUUCACCCGCCAAAUGCUUCUUGAAAUGUGUAUAUUCAGUGGCUGUGACUAUCUGCAGUCCUUGUCAGGUAUGGGUCUCAAAAGGGCUCAUGCGAUUAUCAAAAGGUUCAAAAAUUAUGACAAGGCUCUUAAGCACUUGAGAUUCAAUGGAGUUUCCGUCCCUUCCUCUUAUGAAGAAUCAUUCAAGAAGGCUAUAUUGACUUUUCAAUAUCAACGAGUUUAUGAUCCAAUCAGGGAAGAUAUUAUUCAUUUGUCUGAUGUACCAGCUGAUAUUGGUGAUGACUUAGACUUUUUAGGACCAUCUAUGCCUAAAGAAACGGCUCAAGGAAUAGCAAAAGGGGAUCUUGAUCCAUUUAGCAAAAUGCCAUUUCAGGUAGAGAAUCUUACUGCUGGAUUGGCAAUGGAGAGGGCUUCAGAAAUAAAAGCGUCACAUUCCAAAAUUGCAAAGAAAAAGUUAGAUUUACCAGUGCAGAAGAAUGUUUUGACCAAGUAUUUUUGUUUUGCAUCUCUGGAAGCAAAAAGAAAAUUCAUAGCACCUCGGAUGUCACCUACUGCUACAGAUCAAAGCACAUUGGGCUCAUCUUCUGUCAGUCCCCAGGAUCACGAGACUUUGGAGGCUGCUGCUGCUAAAACAAACAGAUCUGCUGCAUCCUUAGUUGACUCUGAAUUUUUUGCCAAUGUACCUCCCGUUGAUAACUGUGUCGAAAACAGGCUGCCCACCAAAUUUAUAGAGUUGAUGGAAUUUUCACGUUUCAGUGAGAAGAGGAAAAAUCCAGAAUAUACUAUACUGCGACAGCUAGAGCCAAUUCAUAAACCUUGUCUGGGGUUGUAUAAGGAGCAUAAGGAUACGAAUGUCGAAGACUCUAUUGAGGGCAAGACUAAGGAAGCAACAAGAAAGGUCCGUGUAAGGAGUCCUCAUUUUCAGCAAAAACAAGAAGAAAAGGAUAAUUGUGACCAAAAGCAAGAUUCCUUGGUCGAAGAUGAUUUUUCAAUUGGUGAUCAUAAAAGUACCUUAUCUGACAGUGCUUCAGGCAAAGUUGAAGAUAAGGGGAAGACUGCAGAGAUAACAAGAAAGGUCCUUGUAAGGAGUCCUUCUUUUCAUCAAAAGCAAGAAGAAAAGAAUAAUUGUGACAGAAAGCAAGAUUGUUUAAUCAAAGAUGAUGUUGCCACUGGCGAACAUAAAAAUACCAUAUCUGACAGAGCUUUAGGCAAAGCUGAAGAUACUAUUGAGGGAAAGACUAAGCAGGCCACCAGAAAGGUCCUUGCAAGGAGUCCCUUUUUUCAGCAUAAGCAACUAGAAAAGAAUAAUAGUGAUCAAAAGCAAGAUUGUUUGGCCAAAGAUGAUGUUGCCAUUGAUGAACCUAAAAAUACCACGACUGGCAACCAUAUGAUGAAUAAAGUCCUGAAAAGGAAGACCUCCCCUGCUGACAGUGCUCAAAGGGAAAACUUUCAUCCCGGCAACAUGCUUCCCGCCUCAACUCUUCCUGACAAUGAGUGUAAUCCUGAAGAGAAGUUUGGUGCAAAUAUUUCCCACCUAGACCAUUACUCAAAAAUAUCGGAGAAAUCUAUGGAAAAAUUUGCUGCAAUGUUAUCAUCCUUCAGAUACACUCCAUCUGGUUCUCGUGCCAGCGGUCUCCGUGCUCCUCUUAGGGAUGUUCAGAACACUUGUAACACCAGGCCAAAACCUGUGGACUUUGAGCAAUUUGCGUAUGUGCCAAAAAAACAGAAGACUGACGGAUUAAGUCGAUGGGGCUAAUUCAAGUUUAAGCAGAGAUGUGAUUGGCUAAGGUUUGUGUCAUCUAUUCAGCCAUGGCAGUAACCUAUAUCAGAUCUUUUUCCUCCCUUUAGUAGCAGAGUUAGAUUGCUGAUCUAACCUCCCAUUUGCGUGUGAUUCCUUUCCCUGUAGUGUUUAUUCUUAAACACUCUUUUUUGGAUCAAUUUAGCUUCAGCUCAUCAUUUACAGUGAAAGUAUUGGUCAUGUCAUGCUUCCACCUCCCUGAUUGAUUGUACUCAAUAUUCAGUGUAAGUGUACAUGAUACCAUUUCUGUUGUAUAUCCAAUUAUCAAUUCUUUACUGACUGAUUGAAAUUGAAAAUGAAGUUAAUC
Molecule: messenger RNA, 2832 nt
Organism: Prosopis cineraria
Lineage: Eukaryota; Viridiplantae; Streptophyta; Magnoliopsida; Fabales; Fabaceae
Product: exonuclease 1
Molecular function (GO): 5'-3' DNA exonuclease activity; 5'-flap endonuclease activity; DNA binding
Source: RefSeq, a predicted model, not a curated record